Lytechinus pictus (painted urchin) is the source of this 8200-nucleotide messenger RNA. RefSeq names its product lissencephaly-1 homolog. Gene Ontology annotation, biological process: microtubule organizing center organization; nuclear migration; brain morphogenesis. NCBI's taxonomy places the organism in Eukaryota, Metazoa, Echinodermata, Echinoidea, Temnopleuroida, Toxopneustidae. The coding region runs from base 368 to 1615 and encodes 415 amino acids. The record is from RefSeq and is a predicted model, not a curated record. The transcript has 12 exons. Gene Ontology annotation, molecular function: microtubule plus-end binding; dynein complex binding. Gene Ontology annotation, cellular component: kinetochore; neuronal cell body; cytoplasmic microtubule.
AUUCUGGGUAAUUUUUCAACGUGUAGCAAAUAUAUGUGAGUCGGAAAUACAGCAACAAUAUGCGUUGCGAGAAAAAUACUUCGAACCAACGGACGAAUACCGGUUUAUAUACUUGAUGUUUGGUUGUUAAGUUCUUUAUUUUUCGGUUGAAGUGAGAUGGAACGGAGGUAGGGUAUGUGGAAGAAGCUAUCGAGUGGUUAUCGUGGAAUAAUAGACUGAAAUUCUCAAGACUUAUUCAAAAGGAAGAGGAAAAUAAAGAGUGGAUUUCCAAUCAAGAUCACUCUGAUGGUUUUAUAGAGGAGGAGUAGGAGGAGGACUUGAUUCUCACAGUGAGCUGCUUAUAGCAGCCUUCGACCACAGAGUCACCAUGGUGCUCUCACAAAGACAGAGAGAAGAGCUAAACAAAGCUAUUGCAGAUUAUCUCCGUUCAAAUGGCUAUGAAAAAGCCCUUAUGGAAUUCCAGAAAGAGGCUGAUAUGUCUGACGAAUUGGAACGAAAAUACAAUGGUCUCUUGGAGAAGAAAUGGACUUCGGUUAUCAGAUUACAAAAGAAAGUUAUGGACUUAGAAAUGAAACUUAACGAGGCAGAAAGAGAAUUCAGUUCAGGCGGUCCUAACAGGGAGAAGCGGUCACCAACAGAAUGGAUACCUAGACCCCCGGAGAAGUACGCACUAACCGGUCAUCGUAGCCCUAUUACUAGAGUCAUCUUUCAUCCCGUCUAUAAUGUCAUGGUGUCAUCGUCAGAAGACGCCACCAUCAAAGUCUGGGAUUAUGAGUCCGGAGAUUUUGAACGUACACUAAAAGGUCACACAGACUCAGUUCAAGAUAUAUGUUUCGAUCACGCAGGCAAGAUGUUAGCUUCCUGCUCGGCUGAUAUGACGAUCAAGUUGUGGGAUUUCUCCACCUUUGAAUGUAUGAAGACCCUCCGCGGCCAUGACCAUAACGUCUCCUCGGUUAGUUUCCUUGCAACAGGAGAUCACCUAGUCUCAUCCUCCAGGGAUAAAACCAUCAAACAGUGGGAGGUAUCCACUGGAUACUGUGUGAAGACAUUCACUGGACAUAGAGAGUGGGUUCGUAUGGUUAGGCCAAGUCCAGAUGGAUCUCUACUGGCUUCUGCUUCUAAUGAUCAGACCCUACGUGUUUGGGUGGUAGCUACCAAGGAAUGUAAACUAGAACUGAGGGAGCAUGACCAUGUGGUGGAGUGUGUAGCUUGGGCUCCGGAAUCGGCAUACCCCACCCUAAAUGAACUUAAAGGAGUAGAGCUGAACAACUAUGAUGGUCUUGAGAAGAAAGGAGUUCGCUCUACACCAUUCCUUGUGUCUGGCUCACGUGAUAAGGCUAUUAAGAUCUGGGAUGUCAGCGCUGGAGGUUGCAUCAUGACUUUGACUGGACACGAUAACUGGGUGAGAGGAGCUGUGUUUCAUCCCGGUGGCAAGUUCAUCAUUAGUGUGGCUGAUGACAAAACAUUACGUGUGUGGGACUACAAGAACAAACGCUGUGCAAAGACAUUGCCAGCCCAUGACCAUUUCACCACUACGCUAGAUUUCCAUCGGUCCGCCCCAUAUGUGAUAACAGGCAGUGUGGAUCUAACCAUCAAGGUCUGGGAAUGCCGUUGAUGAUGACUGUUUCGUUGCAAGCUACCCCUUCUCCCACCUCAGUUUAUCCUGGAUAUGCUCUGUAAACACCUUUGUCUUCUUCACUCCUCUUCUCUUACUCCUCAAUGAUGCAGCAUGGCACACCCAUCAAGCAACCUCUGAUGUUGGAUGAUCGCUACGGGACACAUCUUUGCCGAUUCUUCAGUGAGAAGCUGCUGUAUGUCAGCGCAUGAAUGUAAUCAUAUCAAAGCAUUUGGAAGCAGCAUAAAAUGCCUGCAAGAAGGCUAAAACAGCAUAUGUUUAUAAUCAAAACAAGGAUAAAGCAAUUGUAAUUCUUUUGACAAUUCUCCAUUUUUGCAGAAUGGACAAGAUGCUCUUUUGUUGAUACUGCUUCUAUAACUUAUGCUCUGGUGAUUGUUCAAGCAAAAAGGUUGUAAGUGCUCUAUUUAUAAAUGAAAAAUUAAUGUAUCAACAGUGCCAGUCAGGAGAUGAGGAAGUGAAGAAAAUGAUUCUAAGGCAUGUUUUAUUUUCUCUCAAGAUAUAUUUUUGUUGCAAUACUGCUAUUCAGGAAUAUUUUUUGUUCAGCAUAUGCAGUCAACAAUUGGUGAGGUUCUUAGGAUACAAGUGUGAAUGGAAGAAGGAUUUAAGUAAUUAUUGGAGAGGAGCUUCGUUGUAGGUUUGCUUCUUAUGCAUCAUGUAUCUAAUGUGGAUGAGUUUAUGAUGUUUUGCAAAUUGGCAAGAAUAUUUGGACUUUACAUUAUGAUAUGAUAUAUAAACUAUUAUGAGCUGCACUCAUUAUUGUAGUCAAACAUUUUUAUGUUUAUAACUUUUCAUUUCACCAGGGGUCUGUAUCACAAAGCUUAGCUAUUAAUCGUAAAGUUGAUUUAUACACUUGAUUGUACAUUACGAUCAAUACAGUAAUCAAUCAGUCCUGCGAUCAAUCACUAAGCUUUGUUUUACAGAACCUUUAUGUCGUUAUGUACAUUCUCUAGUGGUCUGCAUCGUUCUACAAGUCAAAGUCUCUUUAUUUUUAUUAUGCAGAACUAUUGCAGAGCCAAUCAAUUUGGACAAGAUAUAGUCGUUAAUUAAGGCUUCGUUUGGAAGCUACAGUGUGAAUACAAAGAUGCUAUCAUUAAUAAAUCUAACUUAAAGAUUCAGCAGCUCAGCAAAUUAUUGUGAAUUGUGCAUUGGUGAAUGUUGAGAAUUGUAAUGCGAUAUUAUUACGCUCAGUCCAAUCUAGGUACCAUUUGGUUUAAUUGAUGUAUAUAGGAAGUAAUAUUGAUAAACUAAUUGCUACCAAAAUCGCUGUAUAAAAAGCACAGAAUUCUAAAUUGAAAAGGGCCGUCAGUGACCCUUUAUAGCCACAGGUACGUGUAGUCUGUGACUUGUAGUAUAGCUGUAGAGCUAGUGUAAUGUAUCGUAUGUGUGAAUGUAGUCAAUGUUUCAAUGAUGAAUAUCUCCUCCCUCUUAUAUAGUAACUAUAGAUUGUACCCAUUGACUGACAGUGUGUGUAUAUUUAUGUCGUUUGGGUGGUGCGCAACCCCAAAUCACAUACUACUUGCAUAAUGUUGUACAGAUCUAUGUGCAGAAAAGAUGGUCCAUGGUGUGACAAAGAAUACACAUGGGUGCAUAUGUAGUGAUUUUAAUGAAACUGUAUUGUAAGGAAUUCCCUGAAACACAAAACGCAGUGAUUGAUCAUAAGACAUGUUUUUAUGAUUGAUUUCAGUGACCACAAUGUGCAAUCAAUCAUGAAAAUAAACCAUGCAAUCACUUGCUCACCUUUGUGUCAUCAGGACCCGUGUGAGAUAUUUAUGGCAUUCAUUGUACACACCUUGCAUUAUCAUUGUUCACCAUUUGCAUUUAUGUGACACCAUUCUCAUUAUACUUCAAGAUAAAGUUAAUGUGUUUUUGGCAAGCAUUAUAUGGAAUCAAUUUUGAAUGAAACAAUGAUGGGAGUACAUGAUGAGAUACCAGUAAUAACUGGUUAUAACACCAAUACAUGCAUUUCCAGAAAUCUUUCAUUGACAUUCAAAUAUAAUUUGGCUUACUGAAAUUAAGCAAUGAACACAUUAUCUGCACAUUGAAAACCUUAGUAAAUUUUUUAAUUGAAUAUUUUAGCCCAUUCCCUCUGUGUACAUGUGAAAAUAUUAUUGAUAUACAAAUAGAUCAUAUCUGCCUUCAUGGUAUACGUUGCCUUGCUACAUGUUGUAGUAGUUUCAGUAAUGUGCAUGCAGUCUCUAGCAGGAUAUAAAGGACACCAAUUAUAGGGUUUUUUAUUUAUAUUAACAAAUACAUGUAUAUUUCUUUUGUAUUUGAGACAAAAUAGAUUUGCAUUAUGGUCAUACGUGAUGUUCUGCUUGUUCCGUUCCAUAUCGCUAAAUUUCACAUUUUGAUUUCAGGUGUCAGCCAGUACUUGCGUCGUCCUUGAAAGUUUGUGAAACGCAAUCAUGCAACCCCAUAUUUAUGUUUACCUCAACAAAAAAAUGUACAACCUGAAUUGCAUUUAUCUUCCCUAUUUUGGUCAAUUCUAAUGUUGUGUUUUGAUAUAAUUGCUGUAAAAAGGAAAUCAGAGGAAAUAUUAUUUUUUCAUGCACACGAUUGAAUAUACAUUUUACAAUUUGAUUACGCCAUAGCUAUUGAAUGUCGUUAAUCGUUGUUCCCUUUAAUAGGGUAGACUUAAUUUUGUAGAUCGAGCAAACUCCACCAUCCGCCUUGUGGCUGUCAUGUAAUAAGCUUAUCACCUGUUAACACUUGAUUGUAUGAGAUAUUAAAAAAGUAAUAAUUGAUUUUGUUAAAUACUUGCAUUAUUUUCGCCAUCGAGGCAUUUGAUUUACUACAACAAUGUCGGUAUAUAUUUUGAGAAAUAUUUGAAGAUAUAUCUUACUGUGGAAGUCUUAACAUAUCUGUAUCAUUGCUGACAAAUGUGCAUGUCAGUGAUGAGAAAAUGUGGUGUAGAUGAUUUUUAAAGCAAUGUAUGUUCGGGGUUAUUAACACAAGCAUGGAAUUUCAUGGAAAUACAUGCACGUCUUCAGCAGACGACGCAAAACUGGUAAAUCCAGCGAUGGAGUUUGUGUGGGGAAUUUGCAAUUUGUAUGAUAAAAUGAUAUGUAAAAAAAAAGAGGACGAGGGAAUUUACUAACAUACAUACAUGUAAAUGUUUAAAGUCAUGUGUAAAUUUUGUGUAAUGUCAUUUAAAAGCUGCUUUGAAAAUUUAGAAUAACAUUUGAUGACUCGAAAGAUUGGUUAGCUUGAUGGAAAAUUAGGUAUGUUGUCAAAGUCAAUUUUAGACAUUGCUCAGUGUGAGAAAUGAAUUAUAAUAAUGUAUAACAAGGCUUGCUAUAUAUGAAGACCACUAUAUUACACUGAGGAAUUGAUCCUCUAUCUAGGUUGUUAUAUUAGUCGUGUAAAUGGUGCAUUUAUUAUACAGUAAAUCUGCUUCAAGAAUCAAGCCUCAUGGUAGCCAUUGGUUUGAUAUUUUGUUUGAAGUUUGCUUUUCACCCUUAAUACAAGCACACAACUCAUUUGCUUAAUAGAGCACUUGGUAGCAUCGUGGAGAUAUUCAACAAAAAAACAGAGGAGGAAAAAUCUGAUCCAUAUCGUAUGUCAAAGGUCUUGGGCAACAGUAGAAAAGUGCUAACUGUAGAAAUUCAUUGAUAUUGUAAGCCACGCCUCCAUAGUUAGUCACACCCCAUUGUGGAUCCCUUGUUAAUGCACUGUACUACUAUCCAGCCAUGUAGACUUUAUGUCAUGCAAGUAGUAGAAAUUAAUAACUAUCAUUGUUUUUGAGGUGUACAUAUUUCUACAAUCUAUACAUCUAUUUGCCUUGUUUUUCUUUCCAAAUAGGUGAAAGAUGAUGUAGGCUCUUUCAUGGCAUCAGUUGCUUUUUACAUUCAAUAGUCAAGAGUUACAUAUAAUAGAAGCACAGAGACGCUAUAUGAUCAUCUGAGAAAAAAAAAAAAUUGAGCUAUACAAGAUCGAGGUGGGUUUUCACAAAGAAAGAAAGAAGUCACUCACAAUCUCUUUGUGAAAACCCUCUAUCAUAUCUGAUCUCGGUUUUGAGGUGUCCAUAUGUGAUGCCACUUUCAGAUGGCAAUUGGGGUGGAUUCGUCAACAAUUGUCUUUGUUUCAUUACUCAAGUUUGACAUGUAAUUCUCCCACACAACUUAAAUAUCAUCGAUUCCAUUUUUGGCAAGUUUUCAUUCAUUGUUAUGAAAGCACUCAAAAGGUUUCUUCAUGAACAUAAUGACAAGAUUUAGGGAUGGAGGCACUGGAAUUACUGUCACCUCUAACUUGGGAACUUGUUAAAUACGAGGACAAAGGAUAAAAAUGGAAAUUAUAUUGCAUUGUCUUUACAUAAUGACCACUGAUGUUAUUGACAGGAAUUCAAAGAUAUUUGUUUGAAACUUAGGGUCCGUUGCAGAAAGAGUUGCUUUAAAAGCAAGUGAAAAAAUAAAUCGCAAGUCCCAAUGCGCGCUUGGUUGAAAAUCAAGUUGCGCAUAAUUUUUAGAGUUGCGAUUGAUUGCAACUCUUUCUGCAAUGGGUCCCAGAAAGGUGAAAAUCAAUUCAUAAUUCUUUAGAAUAAAUCUGUAAUGUACUGUAUGUACAUUUCUAGUAAGAGGUAACUAUUUAUCAAAAACUUGUUCGAAUGUGGUGCACAUGAAUUUAUUUUUGUUUAGUAUAGAGUAGACAUGAUAUGUCUCCAUCAGACAAAUUUACUGGGUAAUGAAAAUCAAAUAUUGUAUCUAUCUGCAUUAUAUCCAUGUAAGCUUUCAGGUGCUUUCUCAGUCAAAUGUAUCCAGAAUCAUUAUGUCUUCGGCUACUAAAUCCUCCCGACUUGACCCGAUUCCUACAUGGUUUUUGAAAGAAAACAUUGUUCAUUUAUUACCAUUGCUCACAAAUGUAAUCAAUCAAUCUCUUUCUACAGGUAUUUUCCCUGAUCAAGCACAUUCAGCAAUCAUCAAACCUUUUUUGAAGAAAUCAGGGUUGGACGUAAAUGACAUCAGUAAUUAUAGACCGGUCUCAAACUUAACAUUUCUAGGUAAACUCAUCGAGAAGGCGGCAUGUACUCAACUAGCUGAUCAUAUUGAAUCUAAUAAUAUUUUUGAUCCUCUCCAAUCUGCCUAUAGGCCAGGUCACAGCACCGAAUCAGCUCUGAUCAAAGUAAAAAAUGAUAUCAUGUUUUCUCUCGACUCAAAUAAUGUAGUUUUUAUGGUGCUGUUAGAUUUAUCUGCCGCGUUUGACACAAUAGAUCAUAACAUUUUCAUAUCUCGGUUAUUCAAUAGAAUAGGCGUUAGGUCCAAAGUCUUAUCCUGGUUCCAAUCAUACCUGUCUGGAUGGACUUCGCAAGUUGAUAUUGACGGCACAUUGUCAAAUCCCAUAACUCUAGAAUUUGGACUCCCUCAGGGGUCAAUAGUCGGACCCAUAGGCUACUCAAUAUAUACUCUUCCAGUUGGCGACAUCAUCCGAAAUCACUGUAUCAAUUAUCAUUUUUAUGCUGACGACAUACAACUAUACGUUUCUUUUGAUCCGAAGACUCCUGGAGCUCUCAAUAAUGCACUGGUUAAACUCCAGAAUUGUAUAUCAGAUAUAAGACAGUGGAUGAUAGUGAAUAAGCUAAAAUUAAAUGACAAAAAAACUGAAUUUUUUGUUGCGGCCUCUACUUAUAACUUGCGCAAUCUUCCAAAUGUUCAACUUGAUGUUGAUGGUACACUUUUUAGACCAUCAGAAAAAAUAAGAAACCUUGGUGUCAUAUUUGAUUCCCGCAUGUCAAUGUCGUACCAUAUCUCUCAUAUCUGUAGCACAGUCACUUUUUAUUUAAGGAACAUUUCUAGAAUCAGAAGGUUCAUUGACCAGUCUGCCUGUCACAAUGCUGUUCGUUCAUUGGUUCUGUCUCGUAUUGAUUAUUGCAAUGGGCUCCUUUCUACAAUUCCCUCUAAUCAAUUAAUUCGUAUUCAACGACUACAAAAUUGGGCAGCACGAUUAAUUUUACAGGUUUCCCGAGAUCAUCCUUCCCAACCACUCUUUAAUUCUCUUCAUUGGCUUCCUUUUAAACAGAGAAUUACGUUCAAAUUACUCUUGAUUGUCUACAAAACACUGAAUAAACAGGCUCCACAGUAUUUAAGUAACUGCUUGAAUCUGUAUACACCAACUAGAGCACUUAGGUCGGCCAGUGAUCACCUUCGCCUCACAUAUUCAUUAACUCGUACAUUAGCUGGUGACAGAACUUUUACAGUGUCGGCUUCAAAAUCCUGGAACGACCUGCCACUAAUAAUUAGACAGUCUCCAACAUUAGCAAUUUUCAAAAAGUCAUUAAAAACUCAUCUCUUUCGUACUUUGUAGUUUUUAAAAUAUUACAUUUAAUUAAUUCAUUGUAAGCGCUUUGGGCCUAAUGGGAAAAGCGCAGUACAAAUAAUAAGUAAUAAUAAAUAAUAAAAAAAAAGCUCUGAUAAUUUAGCCUGUAUGUGUAAAGCAAAGGAGCGCAAGUGUAACUAUGUUAUGUCUUUUGUGUAAAUAAUCUUAGAGAUCAUAAAGAUGUCAUGUUUAAUGAAUCAAUCGGCCUGUGUUAUGCUUCAAUAUUAAAACAAUGUGACAUGCUGUGUAACACUA